Messenger RNA from Clupea harengus (Atlantic herring), 5948 nucleotides. RefSeq lists its product as uncharacterized. Gene Ontology annotation, molecular function: DNA-binding transcription factor activity, RNA polymerase II-specific; RNA polymerase II cis-regulatory region sequence-specific DNA binding; protein binding. Gene Ontology annotation, biological process: regulation of transcription by RNA polymerase II. NCBI's taxonomy places the organism in Eukaryota, Metazoa, Chordata, Actinopteri, Clupeiformes, Clupeidae. The record is from RefSeq and is a predicted model, not a curated record.
CAGUGAGGGAGGGGGAGUGACACUGGGCGUCAACGCGAAGUUAGGUUGACAUCUGGUUACCAACAGAAGGUUACGAGUUAAAAAAAAAAUUGGAUUAUUUGAUCAUCUGACUAGCCUCGCGUAAAGGCAAGAGAUACCGGACGUGUGAGAGGCGAACGACACGGAUUUCUUUCCAAACCGAAGCCGCUUAUUCACCUAGACGGCUCCGUAUUUUGGAGGGAGACACCUUCUCGCGCAUAGGUCGUUGAACUCGCGAUGCUCGAUAGAUAGCUGCAGCAUGUUGCUGCCGAGUUAAAGAAAUCCCAAGUUACAGCUAGAGGGUAGCCGUCUCUCGACAGUGGGCUACAUCCCCACGCUAUUGGAAUUGUUUGCGGGAAAUCGGAUAGUCUGCACACUGGCCCUAGUCCUGCUCUUCUGCCGAUGGUUUGGUGUGAUCUCCGGUAACUGUGUCAGAACGUUGUAAACCCUUUCGCUGGAACCAGAAUCAGGCAUAAUUGCGGGACUUAUUUACAUUGAGCACUGGCGCGGUACCCAAGGCUACUUCACUUCGGGGGAGGAUGGACGUUAUAAUGCGUACAAUUAUUAUUUGAUAGCCUUCUGAACACGAUCUUGCCACGGAUUAAGUGCAAUUCAAAAUUGAUUGUACGUCAAACUUUAGUUUUGUGCCAAAAUCAAUGCAGUAGCCUAACACACCGGAUCCAACUGAAUGUCUCUGGUGAACUCCCUUGAAGAAGACAGCAUCAGACUUUUGUCUGUUGUGCACGUGCAGUGUUAUUGUUGGAUAUAGCUUGAUUUUGUUUUGCUCGUUUAACACAAUGUAGGAAUAGGCAGUAGGAACUCGUAUUGUUUUAACUUGGUCUAUCGGAUGGCGGUUGCUUAUUCUCAGCAGUAUAUUGUGUAAUUUCAAAAACAAAGGCUUGUAUGGUAAUAUUUCUUAUAACCCAGAUACACUUCAUUGGGUUUGAAUUGAUAUUUGAGCUCAACGUUUCUGUAGGUAGGCUAUUAUUUCGCAGCCUGAAUUUGAGUUUGAAGACCAGAAUAUUUUUAGUCUUUAAUGGUUCUUGUCAGCAUUUUAGUUAACCAUAGCCCUGAUGGAUAACUGGAUGCUAUGUGAUAGGUAAUAUUAAUUUUUAAAAGUUUCAUGGUUAAAGUUUCAUGGAGUGAUGCUCAUGGUCUCUAUAGGGGCUAUUUAUGACCCCACCAUCUCAAUGGAGAGUCAAGUGGACCACCAACUUUCUUGGAUGAUGGAAAGUAUGUAACGAGGAGUUUUUCAAGCAUCCUUUUGACCCGAAGGUAGGAAGGGGCGAGUAGCCUAUACGUUAGGUUUCUCCCCUCUUGGGACGGAGCGGAGAAAACAUAGGCACUAACAAGAGGAAGCAUAUUAAACAAGGAACCUGUUAAAAUGGCUGGCGAUUGCACCUACAAUACGCACUAUGCUAAUGAUGACACUUUUGGCACCAUCAAACAGUCAGCGGAUGGACAACAAGAGCUUGUGGGAGAUGUCAAUGGCGACCGCACGGCGCAGGGCAGCGUCAGCUCGCCGCCGUCACCGUACUUCGAGGAGAUCGGCGGUUCUCUGUACCGCAAAAAGUUGGAGAGGGGUUUUGUCCAGUAUCGAGAGGUACUGGCCGAAGAGCAGCGACAGAACGCCAUCGCUACUUUCCAUCAGAAGCGACCGGGAAAGAGACACCACACCCUUGAGGACACAUACAGAUUCGUGGCAGAGCACUACUGGUGGGAAGGAAUGUACAUCCAGGUGAGGGAGUAUGUCCUGGGGUGUGAGGAGUGCAAGCUCAGAAAGACAGACAGGCAAGAGUUAAAGGGCCGGUGUGUGUCCAGGACAAUGAUGUCACACAGCCAGGAAGUGCUGAGCAAGCUGAAGGCCCAACAGGAGGCGGGGCUUUUCUGUGACAUUACUCUGAAAACAGGCGGUGGCCACGCUUUCUCUGCCCACAAGGCCGUUCUGGCUGCAGUCAGCGAAUACUUCCAGGAAGUUUUUACUGAGAUGGACUCUGCUGCUGUUCCACAGUCAUACAUUGAUCUCACAGGCUUCAGUGAGGAGAGCUUCAUGCCCUUGCUGGAGUUUUCCUACACCUCCACGCUGACUCUGAAGCUGGAGAACCUGCCAGAGGUGUCCACCAUGGCCAGACACCUCCGCAUGUGGCCUGCUCUGGAGGCUUGCAAAGCCAUCCAGAGGGAGCAUGGAUCCCCAGGCACAGUGCACCGCGCUGGGCAUCCACUCUCCCUGGCACCUGGGUGCCCUCCCCUAGAGGUGCCAAACAGCCGAAGGACCUUUUCUCCGUUUGCACAAAGGACGGAUGCGUUUCAGUGGAAGAGAAGGAGAGAGCUGAGCAGCGGGGGGAAUGAUGACGACCAUCACGGAGGAUCAAUUUGGAACUGUGCUGCUCAGAGCAAGGAGAACAAUGCUGAUAGCCACUUUAAGCUUAGCCUGGAGGAUUCAGACGAGUCCGAAGGAGAAUGCUACAAAUGGCCAGGCUUGUUUCAGUCUCAGAACAGACUUCAUUCCAGCCACCCUCAACCUGAGGAAAAUGGCUUCCCCUGCAGUCCCAGUCGCAGGUUGAAGCUGAUGGAUUUCAAGUCUCCGUCCGUCAAGAGGAAACUGUCCGCCUGCAGCCUUUCACCUGCCUCCGUUUCCACUUCAUCUACAGCCAAACGCACUUCCCCCCGUCAACCCAGGGCUGAGGGCGGUCAACCCGCCCGCCUUCUCCGCUCCAGCCCAGGAGCUGCUCUUGCACUGAGAAGGCUCUUACCCAAGCUGGACAGCUCCUUCAAAGGCAAGCGGAGACGCAUAGGCUCCUCUUUCUGCUCCAGCUCAACUUCCUCUGCCUCCAAGAGUUUGAGUCAGAGGUUCAGUCCUCCUGAGACUGAGGCUGAAGCUGAUGAGAACCAAGGGGCGGUUCUGGUGACCCCUAUAAAGGUGAAGCAGGAACCAGUGGAGGAAGAGAUCCAGAGUGCCCGCGUGCAGGAAGAGGUGCUGAGCCCACGGACUCAAGAAAAGUACCGUCUCCUCAGCUUCUUGGGCCUGCAGAGGAAAUCCCUGUUGCCAGGUCCAGACGCGCUCAUCGGCUGGAAGCAGAAGAACCGCCUUAGGAAGCCUAAAGUCAACAAUUAUUCGCUCACCGCUCGGCGAAAACCUAAAGGCCCAGGCAGUGAUUUGGCACCAGGGGCAGUGGGCCUGCCAGGUGGUAUUGGGUCCAGCAUCGGAGUGAUGGCAGGGAUUAACCCGUCGUUCUCUCUCUGUGACAUGACCCGAGUGGAGCUGCUGCGAAGAGUGAUCAAGGCAGAACCCCUUGAGCCCAUCAGGCCUGAGGACAUGAAACUGAAGAGGAAGAAGGACGUCCACUCCACACCCCUGUUGUCUACGGUGAAGAACACCCGCAGUAAGGUGACACUCCCGCCUCUUCUGCCCACUCCCUCUAAGUGUCAGGAGGUCCGCAGGCCGCAGGAGCUUCGGCACGCUGUAAGGGAAGCCCCUCGUGCCCAGGGCAAGCCUGUAGAAUGGCCAGCUGGAGCCCCAAAGAAGCCCAUUGUCAAGGUCAAGCAGGAGCCUGUAGACUGCCCAGUCUCCACUCACCCCGCACACAUCCCACACAUCACACACCACAACUCCAGCCACUUGAGGCAGAGAGCAGCCCUGCCUCCACGCAGAACCAAGAAGUCUGUCCUGAAAGACAGUUUCGUGCACACAAGAUCUUCCGUUGUGACGGGACGCACACAGAGGUAUAACAGCAGGUGUAUGGCGGUGCAGAGUCGACAAAGACCUACCGCUAGCUCGGACAGGUCUGGUUUGCAGAGAGGUAAGGUGAAAAGACGGCUAAAGGAGAUCAGAGAGAAAGAGGAAAGCCGAGAAUGGGCUCACCACCACUGCCUCCAUCAACACUCUCUGUACAAAGCCAUCAAGGAAGAACCGGCGGACCCUCUUCCAUUGUCAGUUCCGUUACCCGAUCAGGAGAUGCCCGAGCUGGGAAAACGCCAGAGCAAGCUGCCCAUGAAGCUUCUGGAUCCAGGCUUCUUGUUCAGUUUCUGUAAGCCGGCUGCCGGAAUCAAGAGGGAGGAGGAGAGCGUGGACAUCUGCUUGACCCGCUUUGUUGCCCAUGGCAACGUACCCUCUAGCAAUUCAUCCCAUGGGAACACCAGGAGCAACACGAGGCUCCGCAGAAGGAACCUGGUCGACGGGAGAGGAUCCGAGCGCCCUCGGCGGGAAAGGCAGGGGGUCCAAUCAGUGCAGCCGUCUCAGAGGGACACCAAAGCUCUCAAGCGCAAGGUGAAGAAGGAGCCUGAGGAGAGGAGUGUGAGUCAGAGGGUUACCAAAGGUCGCGCUUGCCCACCUGCCACCAAGAAGAGUUCAAAUGCGAAGAAAGAGCCCCCAAAGAAUCUGGGCAAGCUGCUGCCGCUGCAUAGCCGCCGCGCCAUCCUCCUGGAGUCCAUCCGCCGGGCACGACUCAAGCAGCUACGGGGCCCCAGCGCCCAAGCGCCACGCGGGUCCCACGCAUGCCAGCAGUGCCGGGGAUCCUACAGGGACUGCGACACCCUCAUCAUGCACCGGAUCCGCCACAUUGAGGGGAAGCACUGGCCCUGUCCGCUGUGCAGCAAGACGUUCUUCCGCCAGAAGAAUGUCAAGAAUCACAUCCGGAAUCAUGACCCCAAGUUGUACAAAUGUCAUCAGUGUAUGGCCACGUCCUGAGAAGGGACAUCAACCGUAAGACGGAAAGCAGGCGCAGAGGGAUUCUAGAAUGAUCUUUGAAAGUGAAGUGGUUGGAAGUCCGUCAUGAUAUUUUGAAGGUGGAAGAAGCGAGAGUGUUCUAUUUUGCUUUAAAUACGCUGGCUGUGAAUACAAAGAAUUUGUCACGUAUAAGAAUAUGCUCAAAUGGUAGAUGUAAUUAUUGCUAUUAUUAUUACUGUAAUGAUUAAUAUUAAUAUUGUAGUUCCAUCCAUCCUUAUUAUUGUUAUUUAAAUGACCAAAAUGAUGUUGUAUUUUUAUGGCUACGGGACGUAACCUGAAACCAGUAGUGAAUCACUCAGGAUGGGGUGGAGUCUGGUUGUCGUGGUUACAUAUGUACAUUGUGAAUUGUUCAGAAAGGGUUAAAAUAAUGAUUACUACUAUUGUAAUUAGGGUUUACCGUUCUUAUUAAUGUUAUUAUGCUGAUUUUUAAAAUGAAUAUAGUUAUUUUGAGUGCACUUAAACUGGUAGCUUUGUCGUAAACCUAAGAGGCCCUUGUUGGAUAAUGAGCUGGACUGGGAUAUACUUGAAAGAUGAACAGUGUUUGUUGUGUUGUAGGACUAUGUGGACUGCUGUUGCUGUCAUUCUUGUCGGAUGGCCAGGCUUUAAAAGAUACAGAGAGGGAGAUUUGUGAAGAUUGUUAAGCUUUUAAUGAAGAUUAUUUGCAAGCCAUGAGCAUAAAGAGAAAUAUUCUACUGAUCGUGGGUGGGCUUUUGCCCACUUCUUAGGAGAUGUGUAUCAGUUGAAGGAGUUUGACUUCUCCAUCAAAAGUGCAUUAGAACUGAUUGGAAACGGAUGCUGAUUUUAGGCGCAGGUGUCCUCCUUUUAAAUGUCCUCAGUGUAUUGUGAGGGUUGUUAUUCCUGCUUGUGUUUCGGAUGAACUGGUCAGAGCUGAUAUCCAAUGGCAGGCUAUUCAAAAUUAACCUUGUGUCUACUGCCUACUUUUAAAUAAGGGAAUACUGCCAUAUUGAUAAUGGUUGAUUUUUGACGAUGUAAUUGACACAAUAUACUUCUUGUUUGUUCUUAUAAAUCUAAAAGGUUAUUUGCCACCUUUUUAUAUUUAAAAACUUAACAUUUGCUUUGAUGAGCUUAUGAAGAGAAAUUCUAAAUGUAUAGAAUGUUGUUUUUGUCUAACAGUCGAGCUGGGGUUAAACAACUGCAACAAGACUGAAACUGAAUAAAUUUCGCAUUUUACACUUGGACUGUC